Eucalyptus grandis is the source of this 1447-nucleotide messenger RNA. Its product is annotated as vesicle-associated protein 4-2. The record is from RefSeq and is a predicted model, not a curated record. Gene Ontology annotation, biological process: endoplasmic reticulum membrane organization. Lineage: Eukaryota; Viridiplantae; Streptophyta; Magnoliopsida; Myrtales; Myrtaceae. Gene Ontology annotation, cellular component: endoplasmic reticulum membrane; plasma membrane.
GAAAACUCUCGAUAAAAAGAAGAGCGAAAGCGAGCCAGUCGGGUGCGGACGUGAAGCCCCCGCGUACUUAAAUCCGCCUCAAUCCCCACUCUCAGAUCCGUCUCCUCCUUCUCUCCUCUCCAUUUCUGCUCCCUGCUCCCUGCCCAUCUUGGAUUUGAAUCCCCUCUCGCCUUCAAGCGCGAGCCUUUGCCGUUCUUUCGGCUCGAUCGAAUCCGACCCAGAAGACAGCAUCCGCCGUUCGCGCUCCGGGUGCUCGAAAGAUUCGAUCUUGGUUGGUGGGUAUCCGAGUUUCGGAUCGGCGAGAGCGCAGAGAGGGGGAAGUUUUGUGGGUACUUCUUGCUUUUUCUUGGGACUUAUAUGGUAAGUGAAGGGCUGUGAUGGCAGUGGUGGAGCAGAAGCCGAGUUCCGAUCAGGGCAAGGUCUGGGGCUUCUUCAAGCUGCCGUUCCGGAGCUCGGGGGCAGCGCAGAACAGCUCGUCGUCGGCGUCCGCGGUCUCGCACCGGGGUCACCACCUCCCCGGCGGGCCCCAGGUCGAGGGAUCGGAUGGGCAUCACGGGUCGAGCUCGGUGUCGUCCGUGGCGAAGUCGCUGCUCCCGACGCGGCGGAGGUUGAAGCUUGAUCCGUCCACGAAGCUCUACUUCCCAUAUGAACCUGGCAAGCAAGUUAGGAGUGCCAUCAAGAUUAAAAACAUCAGCAAAUCUUUUGUGGCUUUCAAGUUUCAAACAACUGCACCUAAAAGCUGUUUCAUGCGUCCUCCUGGGGCAAUCCUUGCUCCUGGUGAAAGUAUCAUAGCAACAGUGUUCAAGUUUGUGGAGCAUCCAGAGAACAAUGAAAAACCGAUGAAUCAGAAGAGUAGGGUCAAGUUCAAGAUUAUGUGUCUGAAGGUGAAAGGAAUGAUGGAAUAUGUACCUGAACUGUUUGAUGAGCAGAAGGAUCAAGUGGUGGUAGAGCGCAUACUGCGGGUUAUUUUUCUAGACCCCGAGCGUCCUUGUCCAGCUCUAGAAAAGCUGAAGCGCCAGUUGGUUGAAGCUGAUGCUGCCGUGGAGGCAAAAAAGAAACCUCCAGAAGAUGCGGGUCCAAAGAUCAUUGGAGAAGGGCUCGUCAUUGAUGAAUGGAAGGAGAGAAGGGAAAGAUAUCUUGCGCGACAGCAGGUGGAAGGGGUGGACUCGGUGUAAGGUUUAUUUACCGAGUGAUUUAGUCAGAGUUGAUUAAAAAUUUACAGUACUUUGUUGGCUUCAUUUUGGCCCGUGCCUCUUCGUUUCAAGUGUAAUGUGAGAGAUGUCCCCGAGGAAUUGUGCAGGAAACUACAACUUCAUUUGUAAAAAAAGCGCAGUUAAUUUUCUGUGAUUUGAGGUGCAAGAUACUCGGUGCUUGUAGAUAACGUGGGUUUCCUCCUUAUCAUACAUGAAAUUGUCCGUUUAGUUGGCUGAGUCUUUCGAGGCACCAA